CAGCUUAUCUGGGGUAUAUAGAAAAUUCGAUUAGUUGGCCGGCAGCAUUGAAUGCGGCAUGACGUGCCAGAAAAAGAGAAAAUUGUUGCGGAAGUGGAACUGCUAGCAAUUUCCGGUAAUUUGCAUGGGCUGCGACCUUUCAAUCUCCUAGCCUCUAUUCGUCUAAGGUUAGUUACAGUGCGAGCUAGUUGGCAUAAGCAUUUGAAAUUUAUAGCUCGUGGCAAGCAGAUCGCUGAAAUGUUAAUGCCAUUUUUUUGCGUACUGUGGCUAGUUGGCGCUUGCCACAGCGUAUCGAUUGUGGAGCAGGAUGUUUUGCGCUUUGGCCAAGAGCUCGAGCAGCUCCUGAACACGACAUAUUCGCCUUGCCAAGACUUCUUUGGCUACGUAUGCGGACGCACCGCGAAUCAAACACUGCGCCGUCAGCAGGAACAGCUGCGCUUUCAGCAGCUACUUUGCCUAAACAAUCCCGGUCCACUUCUGGCCAUGGAACAACAGCUGCUUAACUUUUACAAGUCCUGCCAAAGCAGUCGCAGCCUGGACUCGCUCACGUCCACGCAGCUAUACAAAAGCAGCGGUGGCUGGCCUGCACUUGAAUCCAGCAAUAUUAAUCAAACUGGGCUCGGUUGGUUGGGACUACUCAGCCAGUUCCAUGAGAUGGGCGCACCGUAUUUCUUCGAGUCCCGUAUCAGCAUGCAGUCGAACAAACGGUUGAUCACAUUGCAGCCAGAUGUGACCAGGCGCCAUACGUUGCGCAAGUUUGAGCAGCGUGUGGGCGAGCUGCUUCAGAGCUUUGGCGUCGAGCAGAGUCGGGCCCAUAUCGUAUCGCUCGAGGUACUCAGCCUUGAGCGCAAUCGCCGCGAUAUCAUUAAAACGGAGCGUAUUGAUGAUCAGGUGCAGUUCAGCUAUGCGAAUUUCAAACGAAGUUCCUUCGGCAACUUCUCGAUGGCUCGCCUUGAUUGGGAUGCCUAUUUUCGCAACCUGCUCGGUGGUAAGACGUUAAAGCCCACGGACGUAAUUGUUGUGAGGCAGCUGCCACGCCUUGUAGACUAUAUGCAUCUAUUGCAGAAUACGAGCAUUCAUCGACUGCUUAAUUGGAUUUGGAUUGAUUAUUUGAUAGACAUUGUAGCCGCCGAAUGCCAGCAGUUGGCCGACAUCUAUGCUGGCGACGUCUAUGCGCACCUGCUGCAGCGCUUGAGCACGGAUCGCGUACAACUGACACAGAUGUAUGCGAACAUUGGUGGAGCCUACAGAGCGCAGUUGGUCGGCAGUGUGUGGAUAGACGAGAUCUCCGAGCAGUCUUCAAAGCGAUUUCUGAGCCAGGUGAUGCACAUAAUGCUCAAUGGAGAUGAGUUCUUAGAUGCUGCCUACCAGGACCUGCAGCUUGGUCGUCGAAACUUCUAUCGGAAUAUGGAGAAACUGCGGCGCUUCCAACACAAGCGACCGCCGCCUUCACCAGCUACACUGCUGCUUCGCCAAUAUGCGCGAGGUUUUGAGACCAUUUAUGGAUUGUUGCCAAAACAGCAGCACCAGAGCUUGACAACGCCGCUUGUCUAUGUGCUUCUUGCGGAACGCUUUGCACGUCAUCUGGUGGCCGCCGGCAGCAGUAGUCGCACACCCGGGGCUUGGCGCAGCAUCGACUCAGACCGCCAGUUCGCCCAGUUUGUGAACUGCAGCAAGACGGCGAGCGACACAAACGCCCACGAACUGUUAUUGAAUACGCUGGCUCAGCGCCUGGCCGGCAGCACCUACAAAGAGUGGCUGGAUCAGCAGCCUACAGCGAACAGAGUGAAUAUGCUGCUGGCUGCAGGUAAGCUGCAGUUGUCGCUGCAGCGUCUGUACUUCAUUGGCAAUCUGCUGAUGGAGUGCCCAGAAGGACAGCAGGAGCAUAAACGUCAGCUGCAGCACAUGCUCUUGCGUAACACUCCCGAAUUCAGCGAGGCGUUCAACUGCCGCCUUGGCGAUGCACUUUAUGUGCAGCCUCAGCGCUGCCACCUCGCUGAAAAUCUUGCGCUCAGCGUUAGUGCAUAACAAAACUGAAUCGAAGCAGAUAAAUGUGAGUGUGUCAACCUUGAACUUUUUCUUUUUUUCCUGUCACAGGAAAUCAAUAAACAUUGCAAGCACAUGGGGUUGUUGGGGAUUAGGUCAA
Drosophila navojoa is the source of this 2146-nucleotide messenger RNA. RefSeq names its product Neprilysin-like 11 (gene Nepl11). Gene Ontology annotation, cellular component: plasma membrane. Gene Ontology annotation, biological process: protein processing. NCBI's taxonomy places the organism in Eukaryota, Metazoa, Arthropoda, Insecta, Diptera, Drosophilidae. The record is from RefSeq and is a predicted model, not a curated record. Gene Ontology annotation, molecular function: metalloendopeptidase activity.